AUGGCAUCGACGGCGACGGCUACAUCCAACCCCGACAAGAGCGGGCCAGCAGAGCGCAAGUACAGCUGCGAGUGGCGUGGCUGUGGGCAGUCGUUUGACCGCAUCGAGCACCUGAACCGACACAAGCGUCGGCACACCGGCGAGAAGCCGUACCGAUGUCUAGUAUCCAAGUGUGCGAAACUGUUUAGCCGCUUCGACAACAUGAUGCAGCACGUCGGGAUCCAC
Molecule: messenger RNA, 225 nt
Organism: Linderina pennispora
Lineage: Eukaryota; Fungi; Kickxellomycota; Kickxellomycetes; Kickxellales; Kickxellaceae
Exons: 1
Biological process (GO): regulation of transcription by RNA polymerase II
Cellular component (GO): PcG protein complex; transcription regulator complex
Molecular function (GO): RNA polymerase II cis-regulatory region sequence-specific DNA binding; DNA-binding transcription factor activity, RNA polymerase II-specific
Source: RefSeq, a predicted model, not a curated record